Messenger RNA from Strigops habroptila (Kakapo), 1740 nucleotides. RefSeq names its product RRAD and GEM like GTPase 1 (gene REM1). Gene Ontology annotation, molecular function: calcium channel regulator activity; GTP binding; GTPase activity. Gene Ontology annotation, biological process: negative regulation of high voltage-gated calcium channel activity. Lineage: Eukaryota; Metazoa; Chordata; Aves; Psittaciformes; Psittacidae. Gene Ontology annotation, cellular component: plasma membrane. Bases 228 to 1103 code for a protein of 291 amino acids. The transcript has 4 exons. The record is from RefSeq and is a predicted model, not a curated record.
GGGUCUGUCCCGGGGAAAGUUGUGUCCGAGCUACCGGCGGCUCAGGCGGGCACCGGGGCCGGCACCGGGAGUGAAACCAGCACCGGGAGUGACGCUGGGACCAGGAGCAACACCAGGACCGGGGCUGACGCUGGGACUGACACAGGCACCGGGACCAGGACUGGGAGCGACACCGGGACUGACACAGGCACCGGGCCCGGGUGCUCGGGCGGCCCUGGGCGCCGCCGAUGACCCUAAACACGCAGCGCGGGAGCCACAGCCCGCUGCGGCGGAGGGCCAGCACCCCUGUGCCGCGGCCGGGGGUGCCCGGGGCGCCGGGGGUCUCCUGCCACCCGCAGCUGGAGCAGCGCGCCUCCGAGCCGGGCGCCAGGGCCGGGGCUGCCCGCGGCAGUUGGUCCUCCGAGUCCUCGGGCUCGUCCGGCGCCUGGGAGCCGCUGUACCGCGUGGUGCUGCUGGGAGACCCCGGCGUGGGCAAGACCAGCCUGGUCAGCCUCUUCGCCGGCGUCCAGGAGCGGGAUGUGCUGGAGCAGCACGGAGAGGCUGCCUACGAGCGCACACUGUGUGUAGAUGGUGAGGAGACCACGCUGCUGGUGAUGGACACGUGGGAGCCGGAGCAGCGGGGCGAGGGGGGCCAGCGCCGCAGCCAGUGCCUGCAGGUGGGGAACGCCUAUGUCAUCGUCUACUCCGUCACGGACCGGGGCAGCUUCGAGAGCGCCUCAGAGCUGCGCAUCCAACUGCGCCGCGCGCGGCAGCCCGAGGACAUCCCCAUCAUCCUGGUGGGCAACAAAAGCGACCUGGUGCGGAGCCGCGAGGUGUCCGUCGAAGAGGGCCGUGCCUGCGCCGCCGUGUUCGGCUGCAAGUUCAUCGAGACGUCGGCGGCUCUGCAGCACAACGUGGCCGAGCUCUUCGAGGGGGUGGUGCGGCAGCUCCGCCUGCGCCGCGGGGGCAAGGAGCCCCGUGCGCGCCCUGCGCCGCAGCACAGGCGCAAGGAGAGCCUCACCAAGAGAGCCCGGCGCUUCCUCGACAGGCUGGUGGCCAGGAACAGCAGCAAAGUGGCCCUCAAGUUCCGCUCCAAGUCCUGCCACGACCUGUCUGUGCCCUGAGAGCCGCCGGCGCCUGCCCAGCGCUCUGCACACGCGGGCUGGGACUCUCCUCUCCACCAGCAGCGUGGCCGGUGGCUCCAUGGAGAGCUCAGACAGGGCCAGAGCGAUGCUGAGGAUGUGGAGCUGGUUUAACCAGUGCUGAGGGAUGCUCAGGGUUGCUCUGGAUCCGGCCACAUCCCUUCCAGGAGUGGGGACCAGUGGAUCCAGGUCUCCUGGGCUGCGGAGCAGAGGGUGGGAUGAGCAGCUGCACUUGGGAUGGUGGGAUCCUGGGUUACGGAUGCUCCUGGGGAGCAGAGGUGAGGGGUGGCCGUGCCCUGGGAGCGUGGCAGGUCCCACUCGUGGUGCCCAUCCUUUGCAGCGCAGCAGGGACUGGCGAGGGCACCAUAGUGGUGGCAACCUUGGGGACAUCCUGGGGCCUGGUUGUGGAGAAGGACCAGGGGAGCACGAGCAGCAGUGCCUGUGGCUGUGUCCCAUAUCUCCCUGGCUCUGGUGGUUCUCAGAGCGAGGUUUUUCUGCUCUCUCUGUACUGGUGCAAUGGGAAAAAACCUCGAUCUGCAGAAUAAACCCCAUCAAGGGGUGCUGGUCUCUGCUGAGUCCCUGCUGUGGGGAGCAGCAUCCUGAAGCCACGUGGACAGAU